This is a messenger RNA of Cyprinus carpio (common carp), 1235 nucleotides long. Its product is annotated as E3 ubiquitin-protein ligase NEURL3-like. Gene Ontology annotation, molecular function: ubiquitin protein ligase activity. The record is from RefSeq and is a predicted model, not a curated record. NCBI's taxonomy places the organism in Eukaryota, Metazoa, Chordata, Actinopteri, Cypriniformes, Cyprinidae.
AUAAACCAAAACACCUGCAUUAUAAAAAGCAAUCCACUUAGAUACAAAUAAACCGAGCUACUGAAGAAGAUAUCAAGAACUAAGAAAACAGAAUGACAGAGAAGAAAAAAGAGAAACAGAAGUGCGUGUGUCACACGCCGAGGAGCCUGAAAGCGAUUUCUUUCCACUCAGACGUGAAGGGUCGUCUGAUAUCGCUGAGUGACGGUGACCGCCGGGUGACCAGGGACGCGUCUUCAUUCUGCCACGGGCUGACGUUUAGCGGGCGCCCGGUGGAGAGAGGGGAGAAGGUGCGCCUGCGGGUCGAGCGCUCGGACGGACACUGGCACGGAGCGCUGCGGCUCGGAUUUGCUAAUGUUUCACCCGAGCAGACACCUCUAGCCCCUCUGGCCAUCCCAGACCUGACCGACUCUCCUCUGUACGCGGCAGUAGUGGUUCCCGAGCACAUCUGUCGCGCUGGCUCAGAGGUUCACUUCUGGCUGAAGAAGAACGGCAGUCUAAGGAUACGAAGCUCUAAAGGCGGAACACACACGGUACCAACAACCCUGAACCCCGCGUGGCCCGUCUGGGCGAUGAUUGACGUGUACGGGCAGACCACUGCAGUCACGAUGCUUGGUUCCAAAAUGAAGCGCUGGAUCCUCACCAGUAGGUCCUGUCCUGCUCGCACGCACAUCAAACACACUGAAAAGAAAGAAACGCUGGAAAGAAAGAAAGACGUGAGCAUGCUGGGACAGAGAAACCUGAGAAACCAUCAUCGUGACAACACGGAUCAUGAAGCUCCAGACUGUGAGGAGUGUGUCGUGUGUUACAGCGAUGUGGCAAACUGUCGUCUGAGCUGCGGUCAUAAAUGUGUGUGUACUCCGUGUGCCAUGAGGGUUCACAUGAUGUUUGGGACCUGCCCUCUGUGUCGUCAGCCCUUGGGGUCCUUCCAUCCGUAUGACCACUAGUUUCCAUCCUAGUUCAGCUAAUGGCCAUACUGUUUGUUGAAUGUAUAUUGAAUGUAUUUUAAUUUCAUAAAAUGCUGCUGUAAUGUACAAAUCUGUCACUGCACUGUAAAGAUGCUGUGUUUUUGUUUGUACUCUCUUUUAAAAGUCGCUUUCGAUAAAUUAAUUCACAAAGUGAUGAUAUAAUUCUAUUCUGAAUCAUAUUGAUUAUAUAUUUUAUAUAUGUAGCCUAUAUUUAUACAUAUGCUGAGGUUUUCUGUAAAUAAUAUGUUGUAUGUCAUGUAAAUAUGUAUU